Messenger RNA from Carassius gibelio (silver crucian carp), 6061 nucleotides. Its product is annotated as A disintegrin and metalloproteinase with thrombospondin motifs 9. NCBI's taxonomy places the organism in Eukaryota, Metazoa, Chordata, Actinopteri, Cypriniformes, Cyprinidae. The record is from RefSeq and is a predicted model, not a curated record. Gene Ontology annotation, molecular function: metalloendopeptidase activity. Gene Ontology annotation, biological process: extracellular matrix organization; proteolysis. The coding region runs from base 262 to 4584 and encodes 1440 amino acids. Gene Ontology annotation, cellular component: extracellular matrix. The transcript is spliced from 28 exons.
UAAGUAAUCAGCAAACUGGAGACCACCACAGCUGCAUCGACCCCCUUUCUGGUAUCAUGCAUGCAAACCAAGAGCUCCGAUCGAGCUCUUGUUAGCGACAUGGAAGUCACUUCUGUUAAGUAGAGAAGGAACGCUUUGGAUGUGGCAACCGUGCGGCAGAAAUCCCGGCUGAGCGCUGCUUUCAGGGAUAGUGGAAUACUGAAUUCGAGCUUGCUUGCAUUCAUUCAUUCAUUUUUUUUUUUUUUUUUUUCGUGGACAAUCAUGUUUUUGUUCUUCAGUUUUUUAGUAUUGCUCUUUGAUUUUAUGAAUGCACUAGCUUCAGCAGGGAGACCGCUAAGAUCAGAGAAAGUGAAACUGCAGCAGUUUGGCACAUAUGAGAUUGUAACUCCGGCCAGAGUGAAUGAAGCCGGUGACACACUGCCAACGGGCGUGCACUUCAAGAGGACAAAACGGAGUACCGAGCCAGUUACCGGCAACAUCUCCCAUCACUGGACCUCUCCGCACGUCUAUUAUCAAAUAUCUGCCUUUGGGCAGGACUAUUCCCUUAAUCUUACACUCGAGUCGGGAUUUAUUGCGCCAGUUUACACUGUCACGAUACUCGGAGCAUCCAGUGAAGGUGAUAAUUCAGAAGAGGGGGAGGAGGAGGAGGACACGGAGUAUCAGCACUGUUUUUAUAAAGGACAUGUGAACGCUGGGCAGGAGCACACUGCAGUCAUCAGCCUCUGCUCCGGUUUGCUUGGCACUUUCAGGUCACCAGAAGGGGAGUUUUUUGUAGAACCCCUUCAUAGCUACAAUGGUCAACAUUAUGAAGAAGAACACCUCAAACCUCAUGUUGUGUACAGAAAAGAUGCCUCAAAAAAGACUGUAGAUGAUUCGACUACAUGUGAAACUUCAGGACAUAAAGAGCCACACCACAGACACAGGAACAAGAACAGACUGAAGAGAAAGUCACCCUCAAGCUUGUUGUCCAACCUGGAGACUCUUAAUUCCAGACUCUUCUCUGCAGCCUUCCCUUCAGAAAACAAGCACAACUCCACUAAAGAAAGCAGUGACUCCGAGCCACACCGGAGAUCAAAGCGUUUCCUCUCCUACCCCCGUUUUGUUGAAGUCAUGGUUGUGGCAGACAGUAAGAUGGUGGAACAUCAUGGAAGCAACCUCCAGCACUACAUUCUUACACUGAUGUCCAUCGUUUCCUCCAUCUAUAAGGAUCCCAGCAUUGGAAACCUGAUUAACAUUGUUAUUGUGAAGCUGGUCAUCAUAAAGAAUGAGCUGGAUGGUCCCACUAUCUCUUUCAAUGCACAAGUCAGUUUGAAAAACUUCUGCAUAUGGCAGCAGAGUCAGAACCAUCCGGAUGACAGCCAUCACUCACAUCAUGACACCGCCAUUCUAAUCACAAGGCAGGACAUCUGUCGAGCACGGGACAAGUGUGACACUUUAGGUCUUGCUGAGCUGGGUACAGUUUGUGAUCCCUACAGAAGUUGCAGUAUUAAUGAGGAUAAUGGACUCAGUACUGCGUUCACCAUUGCUCAUGAGCUUGGCCAUGUGUUCAACAUGCCUCACGAUGACAGUAACAAAUGCAAGGAGGAUGGAGUGAAGAACCAGCAACAUGUGAUGGCCCCUACGCUCAACUAUUACACCAAUCCAUGGAUGUGGUCCAAGUGUAGCCGGAAAUACAUCACAGAGUUUCUCGACACAGGGUAUGGUGAGUGCUUGCUCGAUGAGCCAGUUUCUAGGCCAUACAGUUUGUCCAAGCAGCUGCCUGGACAGAUAUACAGUGUCAAUAAACAAUGUGAGCUAAUAUUUGGGCCUGGGACACAGGUGUGCCCAUAUAUGACACAGUGCAGGAGGUUGUGGUGCACCAGUCCAGAAGGAGUUCAGCGUGGCUGUCGGACCCAACACAUGCCAUGGGCCGAUGGGACCGAGUGUUCUCCAGGAAAGCACUGUAAACAUGGCCUGUGCAUCCAUAAAGAGCAUGAAUCUGUUCAAUUAGAUGGUGCCUGGGGUGUCUGGAGUCCCUUUGGCAUAUGCUCAAGGACCUGCGGAGGGGGAAUCAAGAUCGCUGUGCGUGAUUGCAACCGACCCGUGCCCAGAAGUGGGGGGAAGUAUUGUGUUGGACGCAGAAUGAAAUUCCGUUCCUGCAACUCUGAGCCAUGUUCCAAGCAAAAGAAAGACUUCAGGGAGGAACAGUGUGCCAACUUUGAUGGGCGACACUUCAACAUCAAUGGUCUACCUCCAAAUGUCCGCUGGGUGCCAAAGUAUAGUGGAAUUCUGAUGAAGGAUCGCUGUAAGCUGUUCUGUCGUGUGGCAGGCAAUACAGCUUACUACCAACUCAGGGACAGAGUUAUUGAUGGCACACAGUGUGGACCUGACACCAACGAUAUCUGUGUGCAAGGCCUGUGCAGGCAAGCAGGAUGUGACCACGUGUUGAACUCCAAGGCCAGGAGAGAUAAGUGUGGAGUGUGUGGUGGAGAUAACUCAUCUUGCAAGACUGUGGCAGGAACAUUCAACAUAGUGCAUUAUGGUUACAAUGUUGUGGUACGAAUUCCCAGCGGUGCUAGAAACAUAGAUGUGAGACAACACAGCUAUUCAGGGAAACCAGAGGACGAUAACUACCUCGCCUUGUCCAACAGCCGUGGAGAAUAUUUACUCAAUGGAGAUUUUGUAGUCAGUAUGUUUAAAAGGGAAGUCAGAGUAGGGAAUGCUGUUAUUGAAUACAGUGGCUCUGACCAUGUUGUUGAAAGAAUCAACUGCACUGACCGCAUAGAGGAGGAGAUUAUUAUCCAGGUGCUAUCCGUAGGUAACCUCUUCAACCCUGACGUCAGGUAUUCCUACAAUAUUCCUAUAGAGGACAAACCUCAGCAGUUUUUAUGGGAUGCGUUCGGCCCAUGGCAGGAUUGCAGUCUUUUGUGCCAAGGAGAGCGCAAGAGGAAGAUCACGUGCAGUCGUGAGUCGGAUCGAGUGGUUGUGUCUGAUCAGCGGUGCAAUGGCUCUCCCAAACCAGCUGUGAUCUCUGAGCCAUGCAACACAUACUGUGAACUCAGGUGGCAGGUUGUUCGCAAAAGCGAGUGUUCAGCCGUAUGUGGCCUGGGUUUCCGUACUUUGUACAUUUACUGCAUCAAACAGAGCAGGUUAGAUGGGAAAACCCAGAAGGUUGACGACUGGUAUUGCAGCGGCCAGCGCAAGCCUGAAGACAAGGAGGUGUGCCAUGGAGAGUGCAACCCUCGUGGAUGGGAGUACUCCCUCUGGUCCGAGUGCUCCAGGAGCUGUGGAGGAGGAACACGCCGUAGGAGUGCAGUUUGUGGAAAGUCAGCAGAAACUGAUGACGAAAGCAAGUGCAACCAACAAGAAAAGCUCACAGUCCAGCCUUGUAAUGACUUCCUGUGUCCUCAAUGGAAAACUGGAGACUGGUCUGAGUGUUUAGUGACAUGUGGCAAGGGCUAUAAGCACCGUCAGACUUGGUGUCAGUUUGGAGAAGAGCGUUUGGAUGACCGUUUCUGUGACUCAUCCAAACCAGAGCCGGUCCAGGCCUGCCAGCAGCAAGAAUGUGCAUCCUGGCAGGUGGGACCCUGGGGACAGUGUACCACCACAUGCGGCCCGGGCUAUCAGAUGAGAGCUGUGAAGUGUGUGGUUGGCUCAAACGGCUCUUUCAUGGAUGACUCUGAAUGUAAUGCAGCAACACGUCCAACCCACACUCAGGACUGUGAACUCUCACAGUGCCCUGUCACUCAUCCUGUUGCCCCAGAGACCAAAGUGAUAUCACAUCCUGGUCAUAAAACACAGUGGCGCUUUGGAUCUUGGACACAGUGCAGUGCCACCUGUGGGAAGGGCAAGCGGAUGCGUUACGUGAGUUGCCGUGACCAGCAGGGUGGAGUAGCAGAGGAAUCAGCCUGCUCCCAUCUUACAAAACCUCCUGCUAGUGAGAUUUGCUCCAUGGUGGCGUGCGGACAGUGGAAGGUGCUGGAAUGGACUGCGUGCUCUGUAUCCUGUGGUCAGGGUACAACUACACGGCAAGCAGUGUGCAUGAACAUCAGCGAUCAAGUUGUGGAUAUGAGUGAGUGUGACCCAGAUGAUCAACCAGCAACAGAGCAGGAGUGUGCCAUGCCCCAGUGUCCGUCUCGCUCCAGCGACCACGGCGGCUUUUUACCUAAUCCUGAUUCUCGGAAAAAAACGGUUCCCACUGGACAAACUGACCAUAACAGAGCUCAUCAAUGGAGGACUGGACCAUGGGGGGCGUGUUCAAGUACCUGUGCUGGAGGAUUCCAGAGGCGUGUGGUGGUGUGUCAGGAUGAGAACGGCUACCCUGCCAACAGCUGUGAUGAAAUCACUCAACCCAUAGAGCAGCGCUCCUGUGAGUCCGGCCCCUGCCCUCAGUGGUUCUAUGGCAGCUGGGGUGAGUGUUCAAAAUCCUGCGGAGGAGGGAUAAAGACCCGGUUGGUCGCUUGUCAGCGGCCCAACGGGGCGCGCUUAAACGAUCUAAGCUGUGAAAUUCUUGACAAACCACCCGACCGAGAACAGUGCAAUACUCAGCCCUGCUCUAUUAACCCUCACUGGAGCACAGAACAAUGGAGCUCGGUACCCUCGUAACUAUUUUAACUUUCUCCCUUCAUAUGCUCUCAUCCUCACAACAUGCCACGUGUUUCUUUACACUCAAGACAUGAAGAAAACAAACUGAAACUAUGAUGUUUUGAUCUUUGAGUAAGCAAAUAACUGGUUUGAACCUUUGCGGCUUAUUGGUGAGUUUCGUUUGCACUUAAAGAUCCACCAAACAUGCAGUUAAAUAUUGUUUUAGAGUUUUAUUUCCUGACUGAAAAAGUGAGCAUCUCUUUGGUUGAUGUGUUUGUUUAGAUGCUGUUUUGUUAGAUUUUUUUCCCUAUUUAAUUUUCUAUGUUAGGUUUCUUUUGCCUGACGCAGCUGUACUUUGGAUAAAUACAAAUCAUUGUGACGCUCUCUGUUGUUGCUUGUGUUCAAAACACAGUACAGUUGUAUAUAGUAUUUGAAACAUGGGCAGCAACACUUGCUCCACUCUAGAGCUGAAACAUCUGGCCACAGGUGGUUUACUUUAUUAUAUUGAAACUAUCUCCCUGUGUUUUUUUAUAGCUCUUCAUAAUUCAUUUCUCAUGAAUAAGUUUUUUUGUUGUUGUUGUUGUUUUCAACCAUACCUCACAUGAACUCAGCUAGCCAUUGACCUUUUUCAAAUUCAUCAUGGUGCUUUUUCAGUACAAGGGAGACUUUAUGUGAAAAUCUGUGUAUAGUCGCUAUAUUUUUGUAUAUUUAAGGUAACUUACAGAAGUACAUUUUUAAGUAAAUAUGAAAGUUGUGACAUAAACAAAAAUCAGAUGUAGUUUUGUGUCAUUAUAUGUCUGGUGAUUUGUUCUGCGAUUGUAAUAUUUUUCUACUUUUUUACAAGAUCAGUAUUAUUUCAGUUUUGUGUCUUAGGAAACAUAAACCAUGUUCUUAUAUAAUGUGUAAAAUUUUGUAUUGCAUUGUAUUUCCCUCAGACCCAGGGAAGGCCAGUUUUUUUAUUUUUUACUUGUUGGCCAGAUACUUGUGUCUACCUCAUCCUCCAUGAAGACAUACGUCUUCAAUCUGCUUUGUAUUUACAACCAUUCACUGCUUAAUUGGAUCUCUAAUCUCUCAUGGAUAUAGUAGUAUAUAUUUAAAGAAUCGUACAGUGAUGUUAUUUCCCAACACAAGAAAUGGUUAUUAUAAAUAAUCUAUUAACACUGAUGGAAUGCAAUCCAAUAUCUCUCCUAAAAACUACUUUUCAUGGGGGGUACUUACUUUUUCACAGCACUGUAUUUAUAAUUUUUUUUAUUUUUUCCAAAGAUGCUGUGGUGCUAUAGUGUCUAUGGUGCUAUUCUCUUUCAUGACAUGGUCUGUUAAUGUACCUGGACUGAAAAUGAAGCGGUUUAAAUCAAAUGGCAGUAUUAAUGAAGUUGUGCAUGUACAUUUCUGUAUAUAAUUGUAUGUAUUUGUAUUUAUUUCUGCUGCCAUAUGUUUGUCCAUAUUUGUUUGAACUUGCUAUUGAUGAUGGUCAAAUUAAACACAAAGUUAUUCAUUU